Rhinolophus ferrumequinum (greater horseshoe bat) is the source of this 3932-nucleotide messenger RNA. RefSeq names its product glycogen synthase 1 (gene GYS1). Gene Ontology annotation, molecular function: alpha-1,4-glucan glucosyltransferase (UDP-glucose donor) activity. The transcript is spliced from 16 exons. Gene Ontology annotation, cellular component: cytoplasm. Lineage: Eukaryota; Metazoa; Chordata; Mammalia; Chiroptera; Rhinolophidae. Gene Ontology annotation, biological process: glycogen biosynthetic process. The record is from RefSeq and is a predicted model, not a curated record. The coding region runs from base 240 to 2453 and encodes 737 amino acids.
UCCUGGCCGCCGCAAGGUUUUACUGCAGGGGCCCCCCAGAGCUCAGUGACGCUGCGACCGCUUCUUGCCUAGGUCCGUUCUCCCCAGGGCAGAGGGGCGGUUGUGCAAUAGGAAGCCGAGGGCAUUGCAAGCUUUCCUUCGGGCACCAGCUACCUGACCCCACGCCCUGUCCGGUGCAUUCCUCAAACACCUCCGGAGCCCCUACCUGUGGCCCCAGGAGCCCCCUUCCCUCGUCGGCCAUGCCUCUUAGCCGCACUUUGUCUAUGUCCUCACUGCCAGGACUGGAGGAUUGGGAAGAUGAAUUCGACCUGGAGAACACAGUGCUCUUCGAGGUGGCCUGGGAGGUGGCCAACAAGGUGGGUGGCAUCUACACGGUGCUGCAGACGAAGGCGAAGGUGACAGGGGAUGAGUGGGGCGACAACUACUACCUGGUGGGACCGUACACGGAGCAGGGCGUGAGGACCCAGGUGGAACUGCUUGAGCCCCCAACUCCAGCUCUGAAGAGGACGCUGGACUCCAUGAACAGCAAGGGCUGCAAGGUAUAUUUCGGGCGCUGGCUGAUUGAGGGGGGCCCCCUCGUGGUACUCCUGGACGUGGGGGCCUCAGCCUGGGCCCUGGAGCGCUGGAAGGGGGAGCUCUGGGACACCUGCAACAUUGGGGUGCCCUGGUAUGACCGUGAAGCCAACGACGCCGUCCUUUUUGGCUUCCUUACCACCUGGUUCCUGGGUGAGUUCCUGGCCCAGAGCGAGGAGAAGCCACAUGUGGUUGCACACUUCCACGAAUGGUUGGCGGGCGUCGGGCUCUGCCUGUGCCGUGCCCGGCGGCUCCCUGUGGCUACGAUCUUCACCACCCAUGCCACGCUGCUGGGGCGAUACCUGUGUGCCGGUGCUGUGGACUUCUACAACAAUCUGGAGAAUUUCAAUGUAGACAAGGAAGCUGGUGAGAGGCAAAUCUAUCACCGCUACUGCAUGGAGCGGGCAGCAGCCCACUGCGCUCAUGUCUUCACUACUGUGUCCCAGAUCACUGCCAUUGAGGCUCAGCACCUACUCAAGAGGAAACCAGAUAUCGUGACCCCCAAUGGACUGAAUGUGAAGAAGUUCUCUGCCAUGCAUGAGUUCCAGAACCUCCAUGCUCAGAGCAAGGCCCGAAUCCAGGAGUUUGUGCGGGGCCAUUUUUAUGGGCACCUGGACUUCAAUUUGGACAAGACCUUGUACUUCUUUAUCGCCGGCCGCUACGAGUUCUCCAACAAGGGGGCUGACAUCUUCCUGGAGGCCUUGGCCCGGCUCAACUAUCUGCUCAGAGUCAACGGCAAUGAGCAGACAGUAGUCGCCUUCUUCAUCAUGCCAGCUCGGACCAACAAUUUCAAUGUGGAAACCCUCAAGGGCCAAGCCGUGCGCAAGCAGCUUUGGGAUACGGCCAACACAGUGAAGGAGAAGUUCGGGAGGAAGCUUUAUGAAUCCUUGCUAGUGGGGAGCCUCCCAGACAUGAACAAGAUGCUGGACAAGGAGGAUUUCACUAUGAUGAAGAGAGCCAUCUUUGCCACGCAGCGGCAGUCUUUCCCCCCUGUCUGCACCCACAAUAUGCUGGACGACUCCUCGGACCCUAUCCUGACCACCAUCCGCCGAAUUGGCCUCUUCAAUAGUAGUGCCGACAGGGUCAAGGUGAUUUUCCACCCAGAGUUCCUCUCCUCCACUAGCCCCCUGCUCCCUGUGGACUAUGAGGAGUUUGUCCGUGGCUGCCACCUUGGGGUCUUCCCCUCCUACUAUGAGCCUUGGGGCUACACACCAGCUGAGUGCACGGUGAUGGGCAUUCCCAGUAUUUCCACCAACCUCUCUGGCUUCGGCUGCUUCAUGGAAGAACACAUCGCAGACCCCUCAGCUUACGGUAUCUACAUUCUGGACCGGCGGUUCCGCAGUCUGGAUGAUUCCUGCUCGCAGCUCACCACCUUCCUCUACAGCUUCUGCCAGCAGAGCCGGCGGCAGCGCAUCAUCCAGCGGAACCGUACAGAGCGCCUCUCCGACCUUCUGGACUGGAAAUAUCUAGGCCGGUACUAUAUGUCUGCGCGCCACAAGGCGCUGGCCAAGGCCUUUCCAGAGCACUUCACCUACGAGCCCCAGGAAACUGAUGCGGCCCAGGGCUACCGCUACCCCCGGCCGGCCUCGGUGCCACCAUCGCCUUCAUUAUCUCGGCACUCGAGCCCUCCUCUGAGCGAGGAUGAGGAGGAUCCCCGUGACAGGACGCCGAACGAAGACACCGAACGCUACGAUGAAGAAGAGGAGGCUGCCAAGGACCGGCGCAACAUCCGCGCCCCCGAGUGGCCGCGCCGCUCCUCCUGCUCCUCUUCCACUGGCGGGAGCAAGCGCAACUCUGUGGAUACUGCGCCCUCCAGCUCAGUCAGCACUCCCAGCGAGCCCCUCAGCCCUGCCAGCUCCCUGGGAGAGGAGCGCAACUGAGUCCCCUGCCCCACACUCCUCUCCCACCUCACCUCCCUCGUCCAGAGGGUGGGUUCAGAACUGCGCUAUUCCUAAACCCCACUCCAGAUCCCAAACCUGCUGUGGAGUCCACAACUCCGCCCCCUCCGCCAUACACUCCAGCCCCUCCAGCUCCACUCCUGGAAUCCCCAACACUCCAUAAUCCACAACACCGUGCCUUUCUUGGGUUCCAGAAUAUAAAAUCUGUGCCCUGGAGUCGCCCUAGGCCUGGCCUGGGUCCAAGAGGACAAAAAUUGGCCAUUACUCUGUCAUGGUGCCAGAGGUUUUAGGAAACCUGGCCUGUUGCCUUCUGGCUGGGGCUCCUAAAGCCCUUUGUGGCUUGCAAAUUCCACAGCAUACAGAGCACACCCUGCUCAGUCCUGGCCUAGGGUCCGCCAAGCCCUGGAAACCACAUGGUGUCCCUGCUGAUGGGACAAUCAAGUCCAGAGCUUGAGCACUUUCAAGCACUUGAGUUAACUGAAUGCAGAAGGUCCUCCAUUUCAACUCCAGAACUCGGGCUCCAGGAUAGGGUACUCAUUUGUUUGUUCUGGCCCUCCCUGGGGUAUCUGGCUCUGCCUGGAGGACCCCUCCACCCCUGCUCCCUUCCUCCAUACCUUGGCCAAGCAAGGGUGGGCAGAACCACUUGGCUUCUCAUUCCUACUGGAGAACAUGCAGUCUUGGUCUAGGUGACUUUCUGGCCUUUUCUGGGCCAGACCCUAUCCCUUCCCUGAGUCUGAGUUUUCCCCUGGAUCUCAAGACUCCUGUGCCCUCCAGGAAGUCCCCCUGCUGAGGACAGAACUUGCUGUUUUCCACUCCCGCAACCCCCAACUGCCAGGCCCAUCAUGAAACCACUGGGUUCUAGGUCCCGGCUGCUGAAUCUAGACCCUUACCACUAUGCUGCAUCCUGGUUCCCUUCCCGAUCUAGAACUGAGCCCACUGGGUUCUAGAACCUCCAUUUUUACCUCAAGGCUCUUCCAUCCCCAAGCUGUGUCCUGCCCUCAGCUUUGGUGAAAGGGAGGGACCCUCUCACAUGUGCUGUGCUGUAUCUGAUGCACUUGGUUUGCAGUUGGGAGGGUGGGGGCAGAAAGGGUGUGAUUGAAGUGUGUGAGGAGAUGAAAAAAAUACAUCUCUACUUAAGAAUCCCAGGUUUGGUCCGACGUGAGGGCUUGGUGGCCUCAAACCUGGCCCCCCUCUUUUUGGCCUCCUCUAUUCCUAUCCUUGCCCACCCGAGUCCGAUUCCUUGUCUCAUUCUGCUGUCAUGGGGAGACUUGGAUUGCUAUUCUGGAUUCCACUGUUAUUUCAAAGGAAAGAACCUCUGGUUUAGUUUGGACCUUACUUGCAAGUGGCAAAAACUUGGUUCCAACUCUCUGGCAGAAAGGGCCUAUGUCCCUGGAGAAACAAUCCACAGAGUAACCUCAAGCCAAGUGUGGCUCUCUAAAUUCCUCAGCACUACCAUGUUUC